Messenger RNA from Bactrocera latifrons, 1649 nucleotides. It is a transcript of the gene HDAC11, whose product is annotated as histone deacetylase 11. Gene Ontology annotation, molecular function: histone deacetylase activity. The transcript has 6 exons. The coding region runs from base 66 to 1145 and encodes 359 amino acids. The record is from RefSeq and is a predicted model, not a curated record. NCBI's taxonomy places the organism in Eukaryota, Metazoa, Arthropoda, Insecta, Diptera, Tephritidae.
AGCACACACAACGUAAUAUUUUAAUUGUUUUUAGAAAGAAACCAAUGUGAAAUACUGAACAUAGAAUGAAACGAUUUACAGAGAAAGUGCAUCAUGAGCAACAAAAGGAGGUGGUUUGGGUAAUGCGCGAGGAUAUUGACGAACAAUCAGAUCAAGCUGUUGCAAAACGGAAAUCAAAUGGGGAACAGGAAGACGAUUCUCUUAAAACACCAAUUGUGUACUCAAAAAGUUAUGAAGUGCGAUUUUGCGGUAUGGAAAAAUUGCAUCCUUUCGAUGCGGCUAAAGGAUCACACGUAUUGAAAUUCUUACUUCAAAAUGAAAUAUUUUGUCCCGGACGAUUUUAUGAGCCCAGUGAAAUAACAAAGACUGAGCUUCAAAAGGUCCAUACACGCAAAUAUUUACGCAGCUUGAAGUGGAGUGUGAAUGCAGCAAAGAUAUCGGAAAUUCCUUUGCUACUUUUUGUACCUAACACGUUUGUACAGCGUGGCUACUUGCGCCCCAUGCGUUUUCAAACUGCUGGGUCUAUAUUGGCCGGUAGUCUGGCAAUACGUUAUGGAUGGGCUAUUAAUUUGGGCGGAGGAUUUCAUCAUUGUUGUGCCUACAGAGGUGGUGGCUUCUGCCCCUAUGCAGAUAUUACUUUGCUUAUCACAAAAACUUUAGAAGAGGAGCCAAAUAUUGAGACAGCAAUGAUUGUGGACUUGGAUGCGCAUCAGGGAAAUGGACACGAACGUGAUUUUUACGAGAAUGAAAAAGUAUUCAUUUUGGAUAUGUACAACGCUUCCAUAUAUCCACGUGAUCAUGAAGCCAAACUGGCCAUAAGUUGUGCGGUGGAACUCAAACCACGCACAGCGGAUGGAACUUACAUGAAAAAAUUGAAAAGAUCUCUAAAAUAUGCUUUGAGUGAGUUUCGUCCAGACUUAUUGGUAUACAAUGCUGGUACGGAUAUACUUUUGGGCGAUCCUCUGGGCCAUUUAUGUAUAACACCAGAGGGUGUUAUGGAACGAGAUCAAUUCGUUUUUGCUACUUGUCKUGAGGAACGCAUUCCAAUCGUAAUGUUGCUCAGUGGUGGCUAUUUAAAGUCCUCUGCUAAGGUUAUUGCCGAAUCAAUUGUUAAUCUCAAAACGAAAGGCCUGCUUGUCUGCUAAAUUCUUGUUUUGAAAAAGUCCUUAUUGAAAAACUAAUUAUAUACACUUAUGUUUUUCUUUAGGAUUGAGAAUAUAAAUAUAUAAACAAUUGUAACUACAUUUUGGCUAUUUAAAAAAGACACAAUGAAAUAAACUGGAAGCAUUUUAGUUGAUUCAGUAUACCUUGUCACACAAUCUUUUAGCCUUUCCAGCUUAACUGUAAAGUUUUGAAUUUCAGCAAUAAAUUCAAUAUCAACUCAAUCCGCAAGAAAAAAUUUCGGUUAAAGUAUUAUCAAACUUAAUACAAUCGGGCACAAUCCUUUAGUGUUCUUAGAGGAACAAUGUUUUGCAUAUUUCUUCUCCAAAAACCCCCUAAAAUCAUCUCCGCACAUCGGUUGUUUCUCUACGCCCCUGGCUAUGGGCGCCCACUGUGCCAGUGUCGAGAAUAACAAAAAACUACACCGUGCCAAACGUAAAUAACUCUGCUCAUGAUAUAAAAUGGAAAAUAUUAUGAUUAUAGUAGAU